Molecule: messenger RNA, 4482 nt
Organism: Chara braunii
Lineage: Eukaryota; Viridiplantae; Streptophyta; Charophyceae; Charales; Characeae
Source: the annotation of a GenBank genome assembly
GUCAGACACAUGCUGUGGUAGGACUCCACUAGGGGGUAAUGUUUGCCUAACUCAUGAGCGGAUCAGACAGCGAUGAGGGUAGAGUUGACAAUGUGAGACUUACACUUUCGGGAGCACUCAGGGUUCCGCACGUGUUCCAGACCCUACAACCGGGAGACGAACCACGGCUUCGUGCCGAACAUAGAGCCCGUGCUCUUGCAGCAGCAAGGGCAGCAGCGAACCUAGCAGCUAGGGAACAGGCUGCAGACGCAGGCAGAGCAGCAGCAAUGUCUAGUGCAGCGGCAUCCUCCGCUGCAACGUCCGCAGCAUCCUCGUCAGGGACCCAUUUGGGAAUGCCCACAGGGUCCACGGGUACUUCCAGUUCAGUAGGUUCUCGACAGUCUACAAGUCAAAUGGCGGGCUCGCAGUUCAGCCCGUUGACCCCACGCGAAAGGGAAUUUCUAGAGCUCCAACAGGUCGAGAGGAUCCGUGAACGAUUAGAGAGGGAACUGAAACAGGCAACCGAUAGAGAGAGAGAAAUUAAAAAUAGAACAGCCAGGCUUGAAACGUUAGAGGCAGACAAAGCUGAGUUAGAGGGUUUGGAUGAGACAGGACUGUCUGAACCAAUGAAAGUAUUGAAGAACAAUAUGCUGUCGCUGCAUGCGCACGUGGACAACCGAUUGGACUUUAUGCAGAACACCCUAGACCAGAUCCUGGACAUUUUACAAAGGCCAGGAUUUAGGCCAACAGCACAGUCGUCGUUACCGUUAACGGCGAUGUCAGGCCCCUUUUCCGUACAAGCUGGCACACAACCAAGUGGCACGUCUACAGCAGUCUCACAGACUGUUGCUUCUUCUUCUUCAAGUCCGGCGGUAGGAGCUACACCACCGCAACAACCUGUUCCCCCACAGGGACAGCCGCAAGGUCCGUGGUACCCUAAGACCCCUAUGAAACCACCUCUUGCCUUUUCGGGCGAGAAGAAGGACGAAGAGCUCAACACUUGGUUGAGAACAGUUCCGGUUUGGGUGAAGGCAAAAAGGACUUUGCAGGAGGAGGAGGUGAUUACUGUUGCAUCUUACCUUGAGGGUAAGGCAGCCAAAUGGCUGGAUGGUAUAGUUACAAAGGCCGGGUAUGGGAGACGCAUGGCGGACUGGGCUCAGUCUCUUACGUUAGACCAGUUCUUGGAGAUCGUAGAAGCUCGCUGGCACAAUCCUCAGCAGGUGCAAUUUGCCACUGAUGCGAUGAACAGACUAGACCAACGAAAGUUUAAGUCAGUCAGAGAACUUACGACUACCAUUGAAAGCCUAAUCGUCGUUCCUAGUAUCAACUACGAUAACCAGUUCUUAUUGACAACGUUUGUGAGAUGUCUCCCAGAGAAUCUCAGAAACUUGCUGGCCAGCGAGGCACGCCUCGAGUAUCACUCUUUUGAGACAUUGUCUAGAAAAGCCUUAGAUUUGGAGGCCACUCUAGGGAAUGCUCAACCUACUCAGAAUGACACGAGGAAGAAGAAGAGUCCGCAGGAAUGGAAGAAGAAGGGGGCUAAAUUGAUGAUGGUUGAGUCCGAUGGGACUCGAACAGAAAUUAAUGAGCUCACAGACCUGCUGGACGUUUCAGAGUACGACGUCGAGGAGGUCGAUGAGGGUAGCACCCUCGCCGCAGUAGUCAAGGCUAAGGCGGGUGGCCGAGGGAAGGGUCAUCCAAAGAGUCAAGGGAAGGCCGCCUUCAAUCAAACCAAAGUGGUUGAUUGGGUCAAGGCAGGUCUUGAUCAAGACGUUUCUUCUAUUUUGAGGACUGACCAUCAAACACUCAAAUGGAUCAAGACUCAACCUGCUCUUUCUGAUGCACUCAAGCGAUGGAUUGAAGUCAUAGAUCAAUAUGACUUCAAGCUUGAGUAUCUGAAGGGAGAGUACAACAAGGUUGCAGAUGCGCUAUCACGUAGGGUAGACUACCUAGGGGCGCUAGUUUCUGACUUUGGUGUAUCGGAAGAAGUAACUCAAUUGUUGGUGGGAGCCUAUCAGGAAGACCCUGUCACGAUGGACAUCAUGCGCAAACUUCAGGCAAAAGACAAGGCCACGGAAAGUGAGUUUGUGAUGGUGGACGGGCUUCUCUAUCUUGAUAAGGCCGGAGUUAAAAGUAAGAGUGGCAAGAGGCACAUUUUCGUCAUCAUCGAUCGAUUCACCAAGUACGCUAGAAUAGUUGCAAUGCCAGAGACCGCAAGGACUGACCAUGUCAUCAAGUUGUUCCAGGACAACUGGGUGCGUGACUUUGGUUUACCAAAGACGAUCGUUAGUGACAGAGAUGUCUGUUUCACAAGUGAGUUGUGGAAGAAAACUGCUGAGCAGAUGGGCAGUCAACUUCAGAUGACUUCAGGGAAUCAUCCCGAAGUCAACGGACAGGCCGAGCAGAUGAACAGAGUUGUGCAGCACCUGCUGAGGCAUUACAUCAAGCCCAGCCAGGAUGACUGGGAUGAGAAGUUGCCUCUCAUCGCCAGCCUGUACAACAACGCUGUACACAGCAGUACCGGCGUUAGUCCUAGCCAGCUGCACUUGGGAUGGAAGCCUAGAUCUGCUCUAGACUUCCUCCUACCUGAGAACCGAUCCUCUGCAACUCCAGGCACACUUGAGUAUGGUGUGCAGUAUGAGAAGUUGCUGCAGCAAGCUGUCAAGCACAUCAAGAAAGCUCAGCAAGCAAUGAUUGCUUCUGAGAACAAGCACCGACGACAGUCCUCAUUUCAGGUAGGGGAACGUGUCUGGGUCAAGGCUAGUGAGCUAGGGCAGGAAUUCGGGAUCUCUAGAAAACUAAUGCCACAGUAUUUUGGUCCUUGGGAAGUCCUGGAUGUAGUGGGGGAUGAGAUGGAUGGCCCUACCUAUGUUAUCCGUAUCCCUGGACACUUACGCACUCACCCUGUCUUUCAUGCCUCAAAGCUUGCACCUUUCGCUGAGACUGAUCAAUUCCCUUCAAGGAGAUCGAUGCUGCCCCCAACCAUGGAUGGUCAAGUGGACAUCGACGACAUUGUGGAUCACAGAGAUCUGCCUGUGCAGAAGCCAUUGGGUAGAGGAAGACCUCCUAAACCCGAGAGAGAAUAUCGCGUCAGAUUCAGGCAUCAUACGGAUCCAAAAGAAGACCGGUGGUUCACCAGAGAGGAACUGAUUGACACAGCUCCUCAGGUGGUGGCAGAAUAUGAGAGAAUGCUGAAAGGGAAGGCACCUGCGAAGAAAGAGCCUCUGCAGUUCAAAUUGCUGACCUGGCAAGGUGACGUGGCAUCGCUACUUGCACUGGAGGUGGUGGAGCAGCGUCAUGCGGGCACACGCAAGUCAUCCUUUGUCGCAGAUCUUCACAACAAUGGCAACGUGGAAACUGAUGGGCCAAAAUCGAAAUUGACUGGCAGCAGACCACCCUCGGCUGUAAUUGUGUUGGUGGUCUUUUAUGACCCUAAGACUGGAAAAGUUGCGGUCCCGUUCUUUGAGAAGAAAGGGCAUAGAGGGCGGCUGUUGCCGAUUUCGAUAAGGGAAGUGAUGGACAAUGGUUUGUACCUGGGUAAACCGAUGCUGGCAGUACCUCUGAACCUCGGUUGUGAAGCAGAACAGGCAGCACUGAAAGCGCUCAAGCAAGGCAUUGCAGCCAUUCCCGGAAAGGUGCUGGACAUAUCUUUCACGGGUGACAGUGAUCAGAUGGACCCGGUGGCAAGUAGACUACAUGUGAUGCAGAAUGAGUGUGGGAAGACCGGAAAUGUCAUGAAGCUCCAGGAGGGGGAUUUACACUUGCCGGCAGAGUUUCCUCUCAGUGGAAUGUGUGAUGACGAGUAUUUCAAGCUUUUUCAAACUGUUACGAGGAAGCAUCAACCACAGGUUUUGCAGAUUCUUGCAUCAGAAGGUGAUAGGAGCCGUGCAGACCGGGUGUCCUCUGUCAGCAAUUCACUCUCCCAAAAACAGUUAACGGUAUUGAGAGAGCUGGAUAAAUCCAUGCUCCACGGCGGGAGGUGUUCUACAUAUGUCAAAUUCCACAUCAAGCAACACCAUGGCGCUUCAGCAGACGGAUCUUGAGCAAGUGAUGGCGGGGCUCUCGUUUGUACCCGCCUAAAUGGACACGUGAACUUCCACAUCAAGCGAGACACAAAGACACUUCAGAAGAUGGAUCUUAAAAAUAAGUGAAAAUGGCAGGGGUCUGAAUGCGCUUAUUCACGAUGUUGAAUUCCACAGCAGGGGGUGCCAAGACGCUUCAGCAGCAGGCCAGGUCUUCGAUAAGUGAAGACGACGAGGCCCCAGUUUUCGCCUCGCUUCAACGCAUGUGUUGCGAUGUCGAAUGCCACAGCAGGUGGCAGCAAAAGAUGCUUCAGUCUGCAGGUCUUAUUAGUAGGCCAUACUCACACGAGGACCUUUUUCUAAGGAAGCUCUGGACGUGAUUGCAGUCAGAUUCAUCCAGGUCUCUGGCCACAAUGGCAGUCAGGUGCAUGCUGGACUGUGCUCGUGUGAGUAUGCCCUUAAAUAAAAGGGCCUAGUUGCA